GAUUAUGUAUCUCGACGUAUCACUUCUAACUGUGUAACGCAAAGCUAAAUUGAACACUAGUGUGUUUUUGCAAUUCCGAUUAUGUAAGACAAAAGACAGCCACAAUGCCUAGUGAUAUCGUUCUAGGCGCAAAAUUUUAUCGACAUUAUGCGACUAAAUAAAAUACACCCUUUCCCGGUACUACUUACUACGGGUGCGGCAUACUUUUGCACAUAUACGCAUUAUACUUGAUUUUGCUGUUUGUCUGUGGUGAAGUGAAGUGCCAUAGUUUCUUUGUUGGUAAACAAAGCCGUAUUAUGUGUUUUCUAAAACACACAGCGUUAGAUGAAGAAAGCUGAUGUAAAUUUGCCUUAAUUUAGGUUGUCUAUGGUUAAAAACUUACCGAAUUGUCUGCAAUUGUAUACCUUUCUCUUUCUUUCACCAGCAGGCAUCCUCUUCUAACAUAUAAGGAUGCUUGAAACCUUUGGUGUCAAUGUCAUAGCGUUUGUAAAAUUUUGCCGGUAAAACGUCGCAAAAAUUUUCCAAGUUAAAAAAAGUGUUGAAAUAUUAAAUAUAGAUUUAAAAUUGUUAACACACAGUGUAAUAUCCUUAAAUGGAUGCUUAAGAGGAGGUGCAGCACCUUUAGGAGUAUUAUAGUGUUCUGUGAGGUGCAGUGUGCAUGUGCAUUGUGCACUCUGGUGAAUCAGGUUCGAAGGUGAACGCUUCGUACGAGAGUCGACAUUGAGGCUGAGGAGAGCAGAUUCUUCAUCCUCCAGGAAUAUCACCUCCACUUACAAUCACAAUCAUGGACGCCGCGGCAGCUAUAGCCUCGGCUAACUAUACUAAGGGUCUCUUCCUGGCGUUGUCUGCGCUAAGCCUGAGCUUAUUCAAGUGGCCAGCACACGUCUCUGUUCCCGAUAAAGCCCAAUAUGAUUUUGUUGUGAUUGGUGCUGGCACCGCCGGCAGUCUCAUCGCGAACCGACUGAGUGAGGACUCCGACACGCGCGUCCUGCUCAUCGAGGCCGGCGGAGACCCGCAGACUCUCAACACAGAGUUAGCUGGUUUGUUCCCAUACCUGCUGAACACUGAGAUGGAUUGGAACUACACAGCGGAGAACGACGGCUACACCGCCCAAUACCACAGAAACAAAUACGUCAAUUUACCCACCGGGAAGGUUUUGGGGGGAUCCAGUACCCUUCUCCACUUCUUCUACCUAAGAGGUCAUCCUUGUGAAUACAAACUAUGGGAAGAAGCCGCAGGUGAUGAGGCUUGGAGCUGGUGGAAUCUUCUUCCGUACUUCAAAAGACAUGAGCGUUUGGAAGACCAAGAUAUACUCAAUUCUGAGUCUUCAUACUUCCAUGGAACGGAUGGAUCAGUCGCGCUUACCAAAGAAGAUAGAGAAGCGACGUUGAAAUAUUUGGAAGCUUUCCGGGAAACCGGACAUCCUAUUAAAAAAGACCUUACCACCGAUGAUUCGAUAGGAUUCGGACAGCCCUUGUAUUACAUAGCCAAAAAUGGUACUCGACAAAAUAGCGCAGAGUGCUUCUUAGCACCUGCUAAAUACCGUUCCAAUCUUCACUUAAUGAAAAAAACAACAGUGAGAAAAGUUCUUUUUGAUGCCAACAAAAGAGCUAUUGGCGUCGAAUGCAGUACACCAGACGGCAAAAUCAUCAAAGUAUACGCUCGGAAGGAGACUAUACUAUCGGCUGGCACUUUGAACACACCAAAGAUCCUGAUGUUGUCGGGAGUGGGCCCAAAAAGUCACCUCAAAAGCGUGGGUGUUCCAUUAGUUCAUGAUUCACCGGUAGGCCAGACAUUCCAAGAUCGUACAGCUGUUAUUUUGGUUCAUGGCUUAGAAAAAACCAACGAUACACCCCCACCGCCGAACCCGGCCGACUUUCCAGCGCCAACUAUUAUUGGAAUAAGUGCUUUGAACGAAUCCAAGAGUUGCCCUGAUUAUAUGACACUGAACUUUGUAGUCAGAAAUAACCCUGCAGCUCUGUUGCAGUUUACGUCUGUAUUCUUCGGUUUGAAUGACAAUGUAAGUAAUCAGCUCGCAACUGCCGGAACGGGAAGGGAAGUCCUCUUCACAAUAUUGAAUUUAGUGAACUCUGCGUCAACUGGAAAAGUUUUGUUAAGGAGUUCAAAGCCUGAAGACCCACCAAAGUUCUACACAGGAUAUUAUUCGAAAGAAAUAGAUUUGAACAACACUGUCGCAUACAUACGUGACUUUAUCAAGGUAGCGGAAUCGAGCACUUUCAAAAGCGUAAACGGCGAAUUGAUACAUUUCGAUUUGCCAAGAUGCAAAGGAUUGAAAAGAAACACGACGGAAUAUUGGAAGUGCUAUAUCCUGAACAUGAUGGAUAGCACCUAUCUUUACAGUGGCACGUGCCCCAUGGGUGCAGUCCUUGACUCCAGACUUCGUGUUAAGGGGGUCAAGGGUCUCAGAAUCGGAGACGCCAGUGCUAUUCCUAACCAAAUCUCUGGCAAUAUUAUCACAGCCAGCAUGGUAAUUGGCGAGAAAUUGGCAGACAUGGUAAAGCAAGACAACCACAUAGAAUCAAGUUCUCCUUGGAAAUAUUUAACUGAGUUUUUGUCUCGCUUAACACGUAAUUAAAUCUUCUUUUGUGACACUUGUACUUGUAGAAGUAUGUAGACGAGGCAAUAAUGACCUCAUAUUUAUAAGAAACUUAAGAAAUCGGUUUUGUAAAUUAAA
This is a messenger RNA of Bicyclus anynana (squinting bush brown), 2695 nucleotides long. Its product is annotated as ecdysone oxidase. Gene Ontology annotation, molecular function: ecdysone oxidase activity; flavin adenine dinucleotide binding. The transcript has 4 exons. The record is from RefSeq and is a predicted model, not a curated record. The coding region runs from base 785 to 2596 and encodes 603 amino acids. Lineage: Eukaryota; Metazoa; Arthropoda; Insecta; Lepidoptera; Nymphalidae.